Messenger RNA from Thermochaetoides thermophila DSM 1495, 1017 nucleotides. Its product is annotated as glyceraldehyde-3-phosphate dehydrogenase-like protein. Bases 1 to 1017 code for a protein of 338 amino acids. NCBI's taxonomy places the organism in Eukaryota, Fungi, Ascomycota, Sordariomycetes, Sordariales, Chaetomiaceae. Gene Ontology annotation, molecular function: NADP binding; NAD binding; oxidoreductase activity, acting on the aldehyde or oxo group of donors, NAD or NADP as acceptor. Gene Ontology annotation, biological process: glucose metabolic process. The record is from RefSeq and is a predicted model, not a curated record. The transcript has 3 exons.
AUGGUGAUCAAGGUCGGCAUCAACGGUUUCGGCCGCAUUGGCCGCAUUGUCUUCCGCAAUGCCCAGGAACACCCUGAGGUCGAGGUCGUCGCUGUCAACGAUCCCUUCAUCGAGACCAAGUACGCUGAGUACAUGCUCCGCUAUGACUCGACCCAUGGCCAGUUCAAGGGCACUAUCGAGGUCGAUGGCACCGACCUGAUUGUCAACGGCAAGCGCAUCAAGUUCUACCAGGAGCGCGACCCCUCCAACAUCCCCUGGAGCGAGACUGGCGCUGAGUACAUCGUCGAGUCCACCGGUGUCUUCACCACCACCGAGAAGGCCUCGGCCCACCUGAAGGGCGGCGCCAAGCGCGUCAUCAUCUCGGCCCCCUCGGCCGACGCCCCCAUGUACGUCAUGGGUGUCAAUGAAGACACCUACGACGGCAGCGCCGCCGUCAUCUCCAACGCCUCGUGCACCACCAACUGCCUGGCUCCCCUCGCCAAGGUCGUCCACGACAAGUUCGGCAUUGUCGAGGGUCUGAUGACCACUGUCCACUCCUAUACUGCCACCCAGAAGACCGUCGACGGUCCCUCCGCCAAGGACUGGCGUGGUGGCCGUGGUGCUGCCCAGAACAUCAUCCCCAGCAGCACCGGUGCCGCUAAAGCCGUCGGCAAGGUCAUUCCCUCGCUCAACGGCAAGCUGACUGGCAUGGCCUUCCGUGUCCCCACCGCCAACGUUUCCGUCGUCGACCUCACCUGCCGUCUGGAGAAGGAGGCCACUUACGACGAGAUCAAGCAGGCCAUCAAGGAGGCCGCUGAGGGCCCGCUCAAGGGCAUCCUCGCCUAUACCGAGGACGAUGUCGUCUCUGCCGACCUCCUCGGCAACCCCAACUCCUCCAUCUUCGACGCCAAGGCUGGCAUCUCCCUCAACAAGAACUUCGUCAAGCUCGUCAGCUGGUACGACAACGAGUGGGGCUACAGCCGUCGUGUCCUCGACCUCAUUGCCCACGUUGCCAAGGUUGAUGCCAGCAAGCAGUAG